GCCUGCGCACUGCUUAUUUCCCGCUGUCAGGAUGAGGAGGCGGAGGUCGGCGCUCGGGUCCGUCUCUGCCCGCGGCUGUGGCGGCGCCGGCGGCUCCGGCCUUAGCGGUUCCUCCCUGGGUGGCGGCGGCGGCGGCUCGGUCGACGCCUCCUCCGCCAGCUGAGCCCGCGGGAUCCCGGGACGCCGGCCGCCCGCCCGCCGCGCUCCGCCAGGCCGCCGCCCGGUCAUGGCGCAGCCGGGCCCGGCUCCUCAGCCCGACGUUUCUCUUCAGCAACGGGUAGCAGAAUUGGAAAAAAUUAAUGCAGAAUUUUUACGUGCACAGCAGCAGCUUGAGCAAGAAUUUAAUCAAAAGAGAGCAAAAUUUAAAGAGUUAUAUUUGGCUAAAGAGGAGGACCUGAAGAGGCAGAAUGCGGUGUUGCAGGCGGCGCAGGACGACCUGGGGCAGCUGCGGACGCAGCUGUGGGAAGCCCAGGCAGAGGUGGAGAACAUCAAGGCCAUCGCCACGGUCUCCGAGAACACCAAGCAGGAAGCCAUCGAUGAAGUGAAGAGACAGUGGAGAGAAGAGGUUGCCUCGCUUCAGGCUGUGAUGAAAGAGACCGUGCGCGACAUCGAGCACCAGUUCCACGUGCGGCUGGAGCAGGAGCGCGGCCAGUGGGCACAGUACCGUGAGUCCGCCGAGCGCGAGAUCGCUGAGCUGCGGCGGCGGCUGUCCGAGGGCCAGGAGGAGGAGAACCUGGAAAACGAAAUGAAAAAGGCUCAAGAGGAUGCUGAAAAGCUUCGGUCUGUGGUGAUGCCCAUGGAGAAGGAGAUCGCGGCUCUGAAGGACAAACUGACAGAGGCGGAAGACAAGGUUAAAGAGCUGGAAGCCUCCAAGGUUAAGGAGCUGAAUCAUUAUCUGGAAGCUGAGAAAUCUUGUAGGACUGACCUGGAGAUGUACGUGGCUGUUCUGAACACCCAGAAAUCCGUCCUGCAGGAGGACGCGGAGAAGCUGCGGAAGGAAUUGCAUGAGGUGUGUCAUCUCUUGGAGCAAGAGCGACAGCAGCACAACCAGCUGAAACACACGUGGCAGAAGGCCAACGACCAGUUUCUGGAGUCGCAGCGUCUGCUCAUGCGGGACAUGCAGCGCAUGGAGGCCGUGCUCACCGCAGAGCAGCUGCGGCAGGUGGAGGAGCUGAAGAAGCGAGACCAGGAGGAAGAUGAGCAGCAGAGAUUUCACAAGCGGAAGGACCCCGGCAGAGCGGACGCGGAGGAGGAGGGGAGAGCCCCGGCGGCGUGUGCUUUCCCGCAUGAGGAGCCUGCGGCCCAGCUGUCAAACGAGGAGGAACACCUGGACAGCGCCCAUGGCUCUGCGCACUCGCUGGACGCGGACUUGCUGUUGCCGUCUGCAGACCCAUUCGGCAAGUCGGACGCAGACAUGUUUAAGGACGGACUCAGGAGGGCGCAGUCUACGGACAGCCUGGGGACCUCCGGCUCGCUGCAGUGCAGAGCGCUGGGCUACAACUGCAAAGCAAAAUCUGCCGGCAACCUGGAUGAGUCAGACUUCGGGCCGCUGGUGGGAGCAGACUCGGCGCCCGAGAACUUCGACACGGCAUCCCUUGGGUCGCUGCAGAUGCCGAGUGGGUUCAUGUUGACCAAAGAUCAGGAGAGAGCCAUCAAGGCCAUGACGCCCGAGCAAGAGGAGACCGCGUCUCUCCUCUCCAGCGUCACCCAGGGUGUGGAAAGUGCUUAUGUGUCCCCCAGUGGUUACCGCCUGGUCAGCGAGACCGAAUGGAAUCUCCUGCAGAAAGAGGUUCAUAACGCAGGGAACAAACUCGGUCGACGCUGCGACAUGUGCUCCAACUACGAGAAGCAGCUACAGGGCAUUCAGAUUCAGGAGGCAGAGACCAGAGACCAGGUGAAGAAGCUGCAGGCCAUGCUGAGGCAGGCGCACGAGCAGCUGGAGACCACGGCGCGGGAGCGGCAGCAGCUGGAGGCCGCCCUGAGUCGCAGCGCCCACGACGCCGGCCACCAGAUCUCCGCACUUGUCCUGAGAGCCCAGGCAUCCGAGAGCUUACUUGAAGAGUUACAGCAGGGCUUUUCCCAGGCAAAAAGGGAUGUUCAGGAGCAGAUGGCAGUGCUGCUGCGGUCGCGAGAGCAGGUGGCGGACGAGCUGGCCAGGCUGCAGAAGGACAACGACAGUCUGCAGGGGAAGCACAGCCUGCAUGCGUCACUGCAGCAGGCGGAAGACUCCGUGCUCCCGGACACUCUGGAGGCGCUGCGGGAGCUGGUCCUCAAAUACCGGGAGAGCAUUGUGCACUUGCGGACGGCGGCGGAGCACACGGAGGAGAAGCUGAAGGCCGAGAUCCUGUUCCUCAAAGAGCAGAUCCAGGCAGAGCAGUGUUUGAAGGAGAACCUUGAGGAGACCCUGCAGCUGGAGAUCGAAAACUGCAAGGAGGAGCUGGCUUCCGUGUCUAGCCUAAAAGCUGAACUAGAAAGAAUAAAAGUGGAAAAGGCACAGCUGGAGGCUACCCUGAGGGACAAGUCGCAGCAGCUCGAGGGCCUCCAGGAGCUGAAGGUGACUUUGGAAGAGCAGUUAAAGAAGGAGACGGCGGCUAAGACGGCGGCGGAGCAGCUCGUGUUCGAGGAGAAGAACAAGGCGCAGCGACUGCAGACUGAGCUGGACGUCAGCGAGCAGGUGCAGAGGGACUUCGUGAAGCUCUCGCAGACCCUGCAGGUGCAGCUGGAGCGGAUCCGGCAGGCGGGCUCCCUGGAGCGGAUCCGGGCCAUCCUCAAUGACACCAAGCUCACCGACAUCAACCAGCUCCCCGAGACAUGACGUGCGCGGCAGACGCUGGCCCGCACCCUGGGAUUUUACCUCCUCUUUAGAGCAACGUUAAUUUUAUUUAACUCUUAACUGAAGAAGUCAUGAGGAAGGAGCCUGCAGCCACGCUUGCUUCUGGUGGGAGACGAUGCUGCGGUGCAGGAGCAGCGACUGGCCGGGGGAUGUGCGCGGAAGGACUUCCCGUGGGGACAGAUGGACACCCUGGACUCCGGGGGGCUGGGGUCCGCUCGGUGGCGGAGGAAGUGCUGCUUUCUCCAACGUUCUCCUGCCUUGAAAGUAACAUCCCGAUCGUGUUUGGAAUUACGUUUUCUGUCCUAGACCCGGGAGGAGCGCGCCGGUCACCGUGUUCAGCUCCGGAGGGGUGUCGUGUGCCGGACGAGUAUUUUAUAUUAAAAUAUGCAGCUGGAGAGCAGGCUGGCGGCUGGGGACUGCACUGCUCAGCUCAGUGUGUUUCUUUUUACCGUCCUGUCUCGUGUCGGAGGGCAUUCAGCGCGACUGAGACCUGCCUGAGAGCCACGGGACGGUGGGGACACCACCGACGCGGGCGCUGACUUGACUGUGAGACCCGAGGGUGGUGGGGAUGCCUGCACCGGAAUCCGAGGUUUACGGAGAAGCACAAGAGGCCGUGGAAGCACUUCCUGCCCCCGGACGCUCUCUGCGGGCCCACAGGUACCAGGGUUAAGCCGAACGGGCACGUCUGCUCUUCCGAAAACUGUUUUAGUUUAGUUAUUGGAUCAGUGGAAAAAUAAUAUUAAUAAAACAAGCUCUGACAUCUAGUA
This is a messenger RNA of Mustela erminea (ermine), 3600 nucleotides long. It is a transcript of the gene RABEP1, whose product is annotated as rabaptin, RAB GTPase binding effector protein 1. The coding region runs from base 227 to 2815 and encodes 862 amino acids. Gene Ontology annotation, molecular function: growth factor activity; GTPase activator activity. Gene Ontology annotation, biological process: Golgi to plasma membrane transport; endocytosis. Lineage: Eukaryota; Metazoa; Chordata; Mammalia; Carnivora; Mustelidae. The record is from RefSeq and is a predicted model, not a curated record. Gene Ontology annotation, cellular component: endocytic vesicle; endosome. The transcript has 18 exons.